AUGAAUACAACUCCUAUUUUACGCAAAACGUCUCCAAAGCUAUCUACUGGUAAAUCUAAGUUAUUAGGCAGACAAAGAAUUACAUCUCCUAUUCCAAUGGUUGAUUUGACUACAGAUGCAACGUUAGAUGUAGAUCCUUACAAAGGUGUUUCACCAGAUUACUUAGAUCAUGGGGACCAGUGUAUUACGUGUCAAGUAUGCAAUGCAAAGUUUUGGGAAGUAGAAACGGCGAGAGGCAGAACCAAUAAUCGGAAGACAAGUUAUUUUUUAUGUUGUGGAUAUGCUAAAGUAGAGCUACCCGAUUAUAAAGAUGCGCAUCCAAAUUAUCAGAAACUGUUUACGUCUUUGGAUAAUGAAAGCAAGCAUUUUUUGAAAAACAUUCGCCGUUAUAAUUCUAUGUUCGCUUUCACAUCUAUGGGUGGUAAGGUCGAUCCGACUGUUAAUAGAGGUAAUGGCCCAUUUUGCUACAGGAUUAGCGGUGAAAACUAUCAUAGUAUUGGAAGUCUGUUGCCGGAGAAUGGCAAUAAACCAAAGUUUUGCCAGCUAUACAUAUACGAUACAGAGAACGAAGUUUCGAACCGAGAUUCUAUAUUUAGUCGAUCUAAGGAGUCGGAUACAUCAUCUUCUGCUUCAGUUGAUCGUCACUUGAUCCAACAUAUCAAGUCUGUGUUAGACUCCGAUAAUGUAUUGGUUAAAGUUUACAGGAUGGUUAGAGAUUGUUUUCAUGACGAUCCGCAGCUUACUCUUAAGGUACGUCUUAUUGGAAGAAGGGACAAGGAUGGUCGAAUGUAUAACUUACCAACAUGUGGCGAGGUUGCUGCUCUAAUUGUUGGAGAUGUUGAAAACGCAUUUGAGAACAGAGACAUUGUUGUUGAAACUAAAUCGGGGACUCUUCAACGAAUUAGUGAAUUACAUCCUUCUUACCUUGCUCUUCAAUACCCAAUUCUCUUCCCGUAUGGAGAUGAUGGUUACAGAGUUGACAUCCCUCAUAGAGGUGUCGUAGAUGUAACCAACAAGAAGCGUCCAAAUUGUACGAUGAGAGAGUUCUUUUCGUAUCGUAUUCAAGAUAGAGUAAACCAAUUUUCUCUGAUUCUAAAUUCAAGGAGACUUUUCCAACAAUUUUUGGUUGAUGCUUAUACGAUGAUUGAGAGCGAGAGACUAAACUACAUACGUUUUCAACAAAAAAAUCUAAGAUCUGAUACCUAUGAAAGUCUCCGGAAAUUGAGAAAUAAUGGUCAGCAAGAUAUAUCUAAUGUUGGUACACCUCUUAUAUUGCCUUCUUCGUUUACCGGUGGAGCUAGAUAUAUGAUGCAAAACUAUUUAGAUGCAAUGGCUUUAUGUAAAUGGUUUGGUUAUCCUGAUUUUUUUAUAACCAUUACAUGCAAUCCCAAGUGGCCAGAGGUAAAACGGUAUCUUAAAGACACCACUCUGAAUCCAGAAGAUAGGCCUGAUAUCCUGUCAAGGUUGUUUAAAUUCAAACUGGAUGCAAUUUGUAAAGAUUUAAAGGAAUGUCAUAUGUUUGGAAAAGCAGCAGCAAUUAUUUAUACAAUUGAGUUUCAAAAACGUGGCUUGCCUCAUGCGCAUUUGUGCUUAUUCAUGGAACCAGAAGCUAAAAUUCCCACUGUUGACCAAGUUGAUCCGUUCAUAUGUGCAGAAAUUCCAAACAGAGAUGAUGACCCAGAGUUGUAUACGCUUGUGAAGGAUUUUAUGAUUCAUGGACCGUGUGGUAAUGCUAAUAUGAGCUGCCCAUGUAUGGUUGAUAAACAGUGUUCUAAAGGCUUUCCUAAAAGAUUUCAAGAUACUACGACAAUUGACGCCAGUGGUUUCCCAUUAUACAGAAGGAGAGAUGAUGGAAGAACAGUUGUCAAAAACCGGAUCGAGUUAGAUAAUAGAAGUGUUGUACCAUACAACAAAAAGUUAUUGAAAAAGUAUCAGGCACAUAUAAACGUUGAGUGGUGCAACCAAGCUGGGUCAAUUAAAUAUUUGUUUAAGUAUAUCAACAAAGGUCCGGAUAGAGCAACAGUUGCUGUUUUGCAUAGUGACAAUCAUAAUGAACAACAUGAAAAAGAUGAGAUUAAAGAGUAUUAUGACUGUCGCUAUAUCUCAGCAUGCGAGGCAUCAUGGAGGAUUUUUAGUUACGAUGUAAAUUACAGAUAUCCUUCUGUUAUGAGGCUUCCAUUCCAUCUUCCAGGUCUCCAACCGGUUGUAUUUGGAGCAGAUGAAGACAUCAAUUAUGUUCUUAACAGGCCAUCUGUCAAGUGUUCUAUGUUUCUGUCUUGGAUGGAAAGGAACAAAGACCCUGAUGACCAUUUGGCGCGUACACUAACUUAUGUCCAGUUUCCAACUUGGUAUGUAUGGAAGACUGAAAACCGUUGUUGGCAACCUCGGAAAAAAGGUAACACAAUUGGCAGAAUUCAUAAUGUUGCUCCAUCUCUUGGAGAAGCUUAUUUUUUAAGAAUCUUGCUCAACAAAGUCAAAGGACCUAAGUCAUAUGACGAUAUCAAAACUGUUAAUGGUCAUGUACAUGAUACAUUUCGAGAUGCGUGUUUUGCACUUGGUCUUUUAGAUGAUGACAAAGAGUACAUCUAA
This is a messenger RNA of Helianthus annuus (common sunflower), 2589 nucleotides long. RefSeq lists its product as uncharacterized. The transcript is spliced from 4 exons. Bases 1 to 2589 code for a protein of 862 amino acids. NCBI's taxonomy places the organism in Eukaryota, Viridiplantae, Streptophyta, Magnoliopsida, Asterales, Asteraceae. The record is from RefSeq and is a predicted model, not a curated record.